CAAUACAAUUCGGCAGGAUCCAACUUUUACCCAAACACUCCCAUUUGGCAAGGCAGCGGGAGCGUGCCUUCUCUUGCUACCCAGCGUGGGGCUGGUGGGUUGCAGGGAGCAUGUGAUCACCGGAGUGACUGAGCUUGCAUUGCCAUGGUGUGGCAGCCGCGGGGAGAGCAAUGGAGGCUGCUUAAGAGGGAGGCUGGGCAGCUGCUGCUGUUGCAUCCAUCGCCAAAGGAAACCACUGCGCACUCCAUCGCUGCUCACCAAACGGCGGAGGGAAAGAGUUGGGAAGAACAUCACUGGCAAUGCACCUUGCUUUCUGAUAUCUGUUAUUAAAGAAAGCUCCCAGUUCCAGAAGAGACUCUAAUAGGAGUAUAUAACAACAAUACUUAGCUUAAGAAAGUAACAUUUGACAAAACCAUGGCUACAGAUGAAAGGGACAAUAAACAGAAUGUUCAAGCUGAGGUACUGGGUACUGAUGCUUCAGAGAAGAUCAAGUCUGGAGGUUUUCUGACUACAUCUGAAUUUGUAGGGAUGAUCAAUUUGUUUAAGAAACCUUACAAGAAAAGGGCAGGCAAAUUCCAGCCUUUCAAGAAGUUUUUUGGUAAAAGGAAAAAGAGAGAGACAACAUCAGACUGUGUGGAAGCCAAAUUGAAACCCAGCCACUCUUUUGGGAAUGUAUGCAAUGGCACCCUCUCUUCAGAUGAAGAAACAAACAAUGGUUUGAGGUCCUCCGACUAUACUAUGGGCACUCGAGCCUUUUCCCAUGACAGUAUUUUUAUACCUGAUGGGCAAGCAGAGAGUGAGCAGGCAGUCCAAGCAAUGUCACAGGACAAAAUCCUAGGCAAAGUCAAAACCCUUCAGCAACAGUUGUCCAAGACUAUUAAAUUUGGACAACUACCACAAAUGACCAUUUCUGAGAGGACAAUGGAGGAGGCAAAUGCUAGUUUAGAAGAGGACUUAUUACUCAGUAGCCCAAUGGAGAUUGAGACUCAACAGGACACAGUGCUCUCGGACAGUGAUAACAAAUUAAGUGACACUCCGGAUUCAUUAAGCCCUAUGAGCGUGCCUGGGACAGGACAUGAAUCGGAGAAGAAGGUCACUCCAGUCAAAUCGUCUCGAUCAAAAAGACACAUUUCCUCUGCUGGCACAAUUGAAUCAAUCAAUCUUGAUGCGGUCCCCCAGGCAAUCGCUCGUCUGGACAACAGCGCGGCUAAGCACAAACUCUCCAUAAAGCCAAAAAAACAGAGGCUGUCAAGAAAACACAGAAGAUUAACAAAGGAGUCACAAAGCGUAACAGUGACAGAGUUUGAGCAAGAAAACCCAGAAACCCCCCAGUACAGAGAGAGAUACCCAGAUGACCAUGGGCGCAUUGCCCCAGCGAAGCCAACCCAGAACAGAGAGGGCCGAAAGCAUCUUGAGUUAGCAGAUGAGAAAAGAAAGCAAGAAGAUCACUGGAGAAUCCUCGAGGCUGAAGAGAAAAGACAAAUGGCAGAAGCAGAGGGAAAAAAACAUUUGGAAGAACAAAGAUGCCAGGAAAUUGAAGAGAUGCAAAGGCAACAGGAGAGAAAGCAUUGUGAGAAAGAGAAAAGGCAGCAUCUCCUUAAGGAGGAGAAACAUUUGAAAAUAAAAGAGCAGAGGCACCAGGAGGAGGAGAAAAGUCAAGAAGAAGAACGGAGACAACAGGAACUGGAGGAGCAGAAAAGACUGGACGAACGGAGACAACAGGAACUGGAGGAGCAGAAAAGACUGGACGAAAGGAGACAACAGGAACUGGAGGAGCAGAAAAGACUGGACGAAAGGAGACAACAGGAACUGGAGGAGCAGAAAAGACUGGACGAAAGGAGACAACAGGAACUGGAGGAGCAGAAAAGACUGGACGAACGGAGACAACAGGAACUGGAGGAGCAGAAAAGACUGGACGAACGGAGACAACAGGAACUGGAGGAGCAGAAAAGACUGGACGAACGGAGACAACAGGAACUGGAGGAGCAGAAAAGACUGGACCAACGGAGACAACAGGAACUGGAGGAGCAGAAAAGACUGGACGAACGGAGACAACAGGAACUGGAAGAAUGGAGACGAGUGGAACUGGAGGAGCAGAAAAUAAAAGAACUGGAAGAACAAAGGUGUCAUGAGAUUGGAAAACAGCAUCAGGAGGAAGAAAAAAAGAGACAAGAGGAACAAAAAAGACAAGAAUUGGAAGAACAGAGACAAGAAUUUGAGAAAAGGCAUCUUCAGGCUGAAGAGAAGUUGCAGCAGGAGGAAGAAGCUAAGAGACUGGAAGAACAAAGCCAGCAUCAGAAGGAAAAAAAGAAGAGACAAGGAGAACAAACUCUGCAAAAACUGGAGAAGCAAAAGACACAAGAAGAACAAAAAAGACAUGAGCCAGCAGAACAAACACCCCUGGAGAGUGAAGAGAGAGAACAACAGGGGAAAUUUAAAAUAAGGCAAGAGGAAUCAAAUGAACAAGAACUGAAAGAACAGGCAGAAAUACACGUGGAUGGACAACAGCAUUUGGAAAAGCAAAAAGAACAAGAGCAAGCCUUAAGACAGCAACAGGUCAAAGAAGAAGUGUGUUCUGGGGAUGCUGGUAGUGAAACCAUGGAGAAGCAGCUUCAAGAAGAAUCAAACCAACAAAAAACAAAAGAGUCACAGAAAGGGAAAGAAACAGUGCUAGAAAAGCUAACACCAAAACAGAAGAGAGAAGUCGAAGCUCAGGAGCAGAAGACAGGUGAAGAACUAAGGUGGCAGGAAGUAGAUGAAAGGCAGGCUAUGCACAGACCAUUCACAUUUCAAGUGUCAUCGGGAGAGAAACAGAUCAUAUUUCAAAAAGUGAAUUUGAGCCCCGUUACUCCUGUCAAAGAGGCAGCGCACCUUUCUGCCCUCAAAGAAUCCAAGACCCACAAAUUUAGCAAAGGUUCUCCUGCACUUCCCUACUCUUUGUGUGUCCCACACACAGCUAUUUUGGUUACUGGAGCACAGCUUUGUGGCACUGCCGUAAACCUGAAUCAGAUCAAAGAUACAGCUUGUAAAUCUUUACUUGGUUUGACAGAAGAAAAAAUAAACCUGGAUUUUCCCCCACCAGAAAACACCCAGAAAACUACUCUUGAUUCCAAAUCUAGCCGCAGUAAAAUGAAGUAUACACAGGAGACAUUGAACAAUCAGGACGUAUUAGCUGAAUGGGCUUCUAUUAGAUCUAGAAUCCUAAAGAGUGCAGAAAACAGCAAGCUAAAUGAAAAAGACCGAGUAAGUGUCUGUAGAUACAGUGAUGACUGGACUCCCAAAGGACGAGGUGCUUCCCAUGCCAAUUUAAGGAAAACACUUUCUGCGAAUGCAAAAUUUUCCAUAACACCAGCAUGGCAGAAAUUUUCAGAAACCUCAAAAGCCAAUGCAGAUGCUGAGAGUGCCUGUGGUACAGAAAGUACUGAACCAGAGAACACAAGAAAAAAGACAGAUUCAUCCACUGAUGCAAAUGAUGAUGUGGCUGCUCGCAAUGAGACUCCAGCUUGUAAAGAUAAUGUGACUGAAAUGGCAACAAAGAGUGAAACACACCUUGAAAUGGCAAACUACACAGAAGGCUAUAAGUUUGCCAAAGAUCUUCCAUCUUUCCUUGUUCCAAGCCUCUCUCAUUCUUCAGGAAAAGAACUGCCCCAAUCAGAAUCUCCAGCUACUUUGGAAAGUCAGCAGAACACUGGUACAAGAAACCUGGAUAAAACAGCACCACAUGAAGAAGAAAAUGUUUCUCCAUUUGGGAUAAAGUUAAGAAGGACAAAUUACUCCUUACGUUUUCACUAUGAUCAACAGGCAGAGCAAAAGAAAAAGAAAAGAUACAGUGCAGGAGAUAGUUUUGAUGGUGUACCUGCCCCACUAUUUACAACAGAAAGUGGAAAAGAAACCAUUAAUACCACUCUAAAAGACAAUAUAUCCCCUAGCCUAGAGAGAAGGGAUGCCACUGUUAAUGUUUUAAAAGACUCUUCAAAUAAUGUUUCGGAGAACUCAGACACAACAGUUACACUUCUAUUCCCAUCGACCAACAGCCAGAUUCCUUUACCUAGUCAUGAGAAACCUGUGUGUAAAUCGUCACUCCAACAAAAACCUGCAUUAGCUCCAAAGCCCACAAACCAGACCCCGCCAUCCUCUCCUCUCUCUAAAAGGAACAGAUCAAACUUAGCUGACACAUUAGGUCAAAAGACGGCUAAACCAGAGUUAGACACCACCUGGAAAAAAGAAGACAGUAAAGUGAAAUUGAUGCACUCACCAGCACAGAAUGAGAACAAAAAUGAAGAGGAAGAAACCAGAGAAAAGAAGUCAUUUUUCCCAUCUAUCACCAUGCCAUGGAGAGAGAAAGCUGAUAAAAAGCCUGAGCCACUGAAAAAAGAAAAGCCAGUUCUCCAGAGCAGGCAUUCUUUAGAUGGUUCCAAAUUGAUGGAAAAAGUUGAAUCUGCACAACCGCUGUGGAUUACAUUAGCACUACAAAAGCAAAAGGGAUUUCGUGAGCAGCAAGCUACCAGAGAGGAGAGGAGACAAGCCAGAGAGGCAAAGCAGGCUGAGAAGCUCGCUAAAGAUAAUGCUGCUGUAAGCAAUCCGUCAGAUGAUAAAGGCAGCAAUAGCAGCAAAGCAAGUGUACUACAAAAACCUACACUUCAGGAAGAUGAGAAGAAAAUUGAGAUGGCUAUGUCAAGACUAGAACGCAGAGAGCAGUUCAAAAAGUCCAAUACCCUUCCUACUUCUGUGACAGUGGAGAUUUCAGAUUCUGUUCCAUCAACUCCAUUAGCAAAAGAGGUUACCAAGAGAUUCUCUACUCCUGAUGCUAACCCUGUGUCAACAGAACCAGCCUGGCUGGCCCUAGCCAAGAGGAAAGCAAAAGCCUGGAGUGACUGUCCACAGAUCAUUAAGUAAACUAACCUUUUUGCUCUUUACUUUUGUUUCUUAGUUGUUUUCUCCUUUUUAUUGAUUCAGCUUUUUACACAGGACAAAAGAAACUGAACAAAAUUUAAAUGCAUUCCGUGAAGGAUUUAAAACUGAACUGAUCACCAUUUUGCUCUAGGUACUAUAGUGUGUGCUCACAUCAUAGAUCCCUUUGCUUUGAAAAACUAGGUAGAGAGUGGGCCCAGGCAUACAGUUCAGAUCCAAUUUCUCAAAAUUCAGCGCUACUCAAAUGUGAGAUUUUGGUUUUGCCCGGUAUAAAAAGAGGGGACAGAACUUCAGAUCAAAAGCUCUUUCAAAUUUUGUGAGCAUUUGAGUCUGAGGUUUUGGAUCUCUCUUCUCCAUGCAGACAAAGAAAAGGUUCUGGCCACUCUGAUAUAAAAAAUGAAUGUAAAAUGCCUGUUCCCUCCUCUUAGCCCCAGUGGUCGCUUUUGAACUUUGUUUGAUGCAGUUUAUUUGCAAUUUGAAAACCUCUCCCCAUCCAAGGCAUUUUGGGAGACUUCUUCCCACCUGUGAAUGAAGUGAUAGCAAGUGAUGGUAGCAUCCAAUUACUGAGGCACUAUUGUCUUUCAUGCUGGGGACUCAACACAAUUGCUGUACCUCCCUCCUCAAAAAAAGUAAAUAAUUUGCCUAUCAUUCUAGUUAACAUUCAUAUGGCAACCAAACAAAAAGUGAUGGAGCAGGGAUACAAAAAGUGUUUCCCCCGUUCACUCAGAGGCAAAGUCCAUCCAUGUGCUCAGAGCACUUGCAAUCUAAGACCCUAUUCCUACAAAUAACUGGGUCCAUGAGUUGCUUUACAUACCUAAUGAGUCUCCUUGAGUUUAAAGGGACUGUUGACAGGUGUAAAGUUAUUCAUGUGUAAAUGUUUGCAGGACUGUGGCCUAAAAAUCAGAAAACCAAGGCUCUGGGAUCCUCAUGACACGGUAGUAACUUAAACUUAUUUAAAAUUCAGUUUCCUGAACAGAGAAUAAAACGGGUUUGGAAUGCUAAUUCUUGCUAAGGUUGUUCCCUGAGUGACUUCAGACAACCCAGCUGUAAAAUUGAGUAAAAAAUUUACUUACAUGGGGAGUCGGAGGAAUCAGUUGUUGCAGCUGAAUUUUUUUUAAAUUAGUCUUUAAAAUGUAAUAAAAAAUGUUAGCAUCCUUAAAUUUUCUACCCAGGAAGUUAUGCUUUUUUUUUUUUUUAAAUGGCUUUUUACACAUAGUAACUACACCAACAAAAAGCAAGCGUCAUCUUCCUUAAAAAAAUUCCUGUGUUUUCAAUGAACUUUGCAUAUUGUUGCAAAUCCCCCUCUGUUUAAAAAUAUAUGUUUUCUUUUGAGCCAUAAGAGCAUUUUAAGAGGAGGCAAUUUCAAUGAGAGAGGAAAAAUUGCAUUACUACAGCAUAAUGUAUCUGAUAACUUCAUAUUAUUACUUUUCUUUAGCCACAUUGCUAUACAUCGCAUGAGGAGGGGAGCAAACUGUAAAUAGAGCAGAAAACAAUGAGCCUUGUACUAUCAUCCUUGUUCUAAGAACUGAAAAAAGCUAGUCAGCAAAAGUUGUUAUUGAAUAGACUGCAUCCUAUGUAGGAAACAAAGGUUCAGCAGCACACUUAAAAUAGCACAAACACAGACAUUAGAUUCAAUAGAGGUGCAGCUGGAAAUAGGUUUUCUCUUGUGGCUCUUGCGCAAUCAGUGUUCCACUCUUUCAUAUUUAAACUAGAACCUUUAAAAACUCUCUCCUUGCUUCUAACAUAUUAAGUAUUUAAAAUUUUUAUACACAGAGGAACAAGUGAGCUCUCUGGUACCUGCACACAACUCCUAUGGACUUCAAUGAGAGGUCUGUGGUUAUCUGAAGGGGGGGAUUGGGCCCAUAAUAUGUGUGUGUUUAAUUAGUCCCAUAAAGUAGCACUACUUAAUGUACAUUUAUAUCUCAUCUGGGUUUUGAAGUGUGCAAUAGAGUUGUUCUUGUAAUUAUAAGUCUAAACUGCUUGAAAUCAAACACCAGAAUUUUGGAUGCAGUUUUAGAAGGGGGGUGGGGGUACCAGGAAGGAGAUGCAGGGGGUUGGUGGGAGCAGGCCAACCACAAAGGUAGAGAAAAAACAGUAGUCAUGAUCAAGGAACGUUUAAUGAUUUAAGGUGCUAUUGUGCAUGACAAAAUGAACUGACCUACCAAAACAACAUUAGGCAUAUUUAUAGCACAGUUUGAAUUGAUUAAGGAUGGUUGUAACCUAAAGAUUCAAAGCAGAGUCUUUCCAAGUGUAGGGUAUCUAGUAUACUAAAAACUGCACUCAGUAUGUACAGUACUUGCUUGGAAACACUUCUAAAAAGUCUACAAGUUGAACACUGACACUUCAUGUAAAAUCAACACUGAAAUUUGCACUAAACACCUGUGAAGUGUUAUUUUGCUUUAACUUUGUUGCGUCUUCUGAACAAAUUGUCAGAAUUCUGUAAAAUAAAAAAAUUGUUACUACUGAAUUUAUUCAAAUCAGCAAAAAUGUUUUAAGAACUGAAUGAACCACUAUGUAGAAGGUCUCAAUUUUUUUGUAAUUUAUAAACACAAAAUACCAUUUCUUCUGAACAGGUUAUAUAUGAUUAACCUCUAUGUUCAUAUAGUAAUGUACAAAAUGUAUAAUUGUGAGGUUUUUGUUUUCUGUACUUUUUUAAUUUUUCAAAUGUUUUACAGUGCAAUUGUUUCUUAUACAAACGUCAUUUUAAUUCCUAUUAAAUUAUAAUCCAGUCAAAAUUAUCAGAUGAUGUAUGUAUUCACUGUCUCCUUCUGUUAAUGAUAUAGGUCAGGUUUAUUUAUAAAUAGAACUUUUAGUGCUACAGGUGUCUUGCUAUGUGUUUUUAUCAACAAUAAAACUGAGUAACAAGACCUAUGAAGAAAGGA
This is a messenger RNA of Caretta caretta (loggerhead turtle), 7793 nucleotides long. RefSeq names its product capping protein inhibiting regulator of actin dynamics (gene CRACD). The record is from RefSeq and is a predicted model, not a curated record. Gene Ontology annotation, biological process: negative regulation of barbed-end actin filament capping; maintenance of gastrointestinal epithelium. NCBI's taxonomy places the organism in Eukaryota, Metazoa, Chordata, Testudines, Cheloniidae.